AGACGCGAGAUUUUUCUUUGAUGCCGCAGCUUAGGGAAUGUCGGGAAGGACGACCACGGUAAUGCGUGUAGAAGAGCAACUGGUAAUUGCAGGAUACACUGUGACAGUACUUCUCCGAGCGUACGUAGACGAGGACUUGACAGCGAGUGAGUGCAGACAACGAGCUAGGGAUCUGAUCGACGAGCGCAGAGCUGAUGUACUGGCACGGGUGACCUUCCAGACCUCGAUUUCCUAUGAUGUGAUGAUAUGGUCUCAUGGUUAUAUGCGCGCGGAGUACUACCACGAUGAGACGGUAGCGGAGGCUAGAGCGAGGGUGAGAGGGUCAGCUGGAAAAAGAUGUGGACUGAGAAUGGAAGAGGAGAGUGAGGCAGUCGGAAGAGUGAGAAAGCGCGUUAAAGAACCACUCUUGAGCCAGGUAAAGAAGUUAGUGAACAAGUUAAGGAAGAUCUGGUCGUGUCAGGGCGAGGAUGAAGAUGAGAGCGUACGGGCAUUUGGGAUGCGUUUCCAAAAGAUCUCCGACGUGCUGAUGAAGAAGGGGAAAAUCUCAGAGGUCGAGCGCUGUACUAUCUUCAUCGGACACUUGUCCAAAGGUAGGCAAAAGAGUAUGCUUAGAAAUCUUCCGCGCGACAGGCUUGAUUUCCCAGAAGUUCUAAAGCUCGCGAUAAAGGCAGAGGCAGACGAUUACAAGGACUUGGUGCGGAGAGGGAUGAGGAGACGUGACUUCUCUCUCUACAAGGAGUAUGUCACUGAUAGAUGUCCUGAUUUCAAGGACUAUCCCUGGUCGGAGAAGAAUGAGGCCGUGGCUGAGGAAGUGAAGGAGAUACGGGACAUGGUGAAGGGAUUAACGAGACAGGCUACAGAGAUUGUGACCGCUACAGGGGCCACGGCCUACCGGGACAAACCUGGAGGGCCCUAUUCACUUCGCUGGGACCGUAGGAACAACGAUCCCUGGAGAAGUGUCGAGGAUAGAAAUCCUCGGACGCUGACUAAUUAUCGUACGAGGGGAAGAGAGAGAGACGAUGAGCCAUGGCGACGUAGGGAUGAUGAGAUAGACCGRGACCGUAGAGAUCGCGAGCCGUUUGUGCGAGCUAGGAGGUUGGAUGAUUACCCGCGAAGCCCUCGCUAUGAGGCCGAUCGGGGGAGAGGCGACUCCCGCGGCCGAUGGGAGACAGAAGAGAGCCGACGAGAUGGAUAUAGGGACGAAAAAUAUGAGAGAUCGGACCGAGAUGAAUAUAGGGACGACAGAUACGAGAGGUCGGGUCGAGAUGGCUACAGAGGAAGUAGAUAUGAGAGAGGAGAUCAGGAAUGGGAACGACAAAAUGGGUCGCGCGGACGGUUUGAGCGCGGGGGAGAUGCGAGAGAGCACCGCGACGAGUCGCGGGGGUGGUACAACCGAGGGGACCGACGCGAUGAGUCACGAGGACGAUAUAACUCGGGGGACCGCCGUGAUGAUUCGCGAGGGCGGUAUGACCAAGGAGGGUUUGGAGGAGACUGGCGCAACGAUCUGCGCGGUCGGAAUGAGAGAGGGGGAUAUGGCGUCUCAUCAGAACCAUAUCCUAAGUCGUCUGACCCCAAGGCGGCCAGGAAAUCGAUCUCUAGAGGCGCAGACGACAGGGCAUCUACUCCGAGGAACUCAUGCGUCUACUAUGAUCUCGGAGAUGUAUCGAUGUUCCCUUCGAUGAAGGAAAAUGUCGAAGCAAGGAGAAUAAAGACGAGUAAAGGAAUGAAGCCGGUCAGGAGCCAGAGCAUCAAGAUAACCUUUGAGGGGGACAUGGAGACCACACCCAUAAGGGUGGCAGCCACCAAGUCGGCGAUAGGGUCUACAUCGAAGAAAACUGACACGGAUUACGUGAUGGCGGAGAAGGACGGGCAGCGGGUCGAUGGAGAGGAGGUUAUCCUUUCGGCGCGAAAGCGAGGAGUGAAGAAGUUUUUAAUGAAGAGUUCGCUGGACGAGAUUGACACGGUCGAGCCACUGAGGCGGGCCCUUCGGCAACCCAUGCAGUGCUCUAUUCUGGAGUACCUGGCGGCAUCGAAGCCAACUUGUGAUGAGUUACAGAUGAUCACGCGGAAGACUCGCAUACCUCUAUCGGAGGAGGGUCAGGGGGCCCCUAAGGCGGAAACUUCUACAGUAGCAGUAACGGGGGUGACUGCCAGAGCGGAUCGCAUGGCGACAGUCCUUCUCGAUGGAAUGGAAGGUGUGCCUCCAGACAAGUUUUAUAUACUUGGUAGCGGGGCCGUGGAGACGAUUAUAAACGAUGGAGCGGUACUCGAUACUGUGAUUGAUAACGACAGUGAGGCUGUCAUCAUAGACGAGGACCUGGCGGUACAACUUGGACUGGGCCUCGAUAGGUCAUACCUAUUCGAGAUAGAGACAGUCGAUGGGAGAAAGCAACAGAUCACUGGGGUUUGUCACAAGGCAGCCAUAGAGGUCCAAGGGAUACGAGUGACCCUGCCAGUCUUUGCAGUCAAGAACUGCAGCUCCGACCUGCUCUUGGGUAGAACGUGGCUGAGCCACGUGCAUGCGGUGACGAUAGAGCGACCUGAUGAGAGUCAAACAUUGUCCAUUAAGAAACCAGACGGGACGCGGGUAAUGAUUGAGACAGUGGAGCCUCGGGCCCGAGGAACAGAGCAAGACCCAGUGAUCAGAUUAAGUCGUUGCCUAUCUCCAGCCGCGCGGUGCGAUUUCGCGAGAAGAAAUAUGGACCACUGCUCACAGAGGAAGAAGGAGCGAGCACGUGUGAUAGAAAUUCUGAAGAGAUGUGAUAAGGCCAUAGCUUUCAGCGACGUGGAGCGUGGUAGAAUUGACCCUCGAUACGCUAAUCCAGCGAGGAUUUAUACGAUUCCACAUGUUCCUUGGAAUGACGCGGGAUGGAGAUACGCCCAGAAGGAGAAGGAAGAAGUUAUCGCUUUCCUGAAAGAAAAGAUGGUUUCCCACGUUGCGAAGCCGUCUGAUAGCGUUUAUGCUAAUCGAUGGUUCUUCCUACGAAAGCCGAAUGGCAAGAUUCGAUGGAUCCAGGACCUUCGGAAAGUCAACGCGGUGACGAUACGAGACGUGGGCUCCGUGCCACACGCCGAUUUACUGGCAGAAGGCGCAGCAGAUGAUCUCGGAGAUGUAUCGAUGUUCCCUUCGAUGAAGGAGAAUGUCGAAGCAAGGAGAAUAAAGACGAGUAAAGGAAUGGAGCCGGUCAGGAGCCAGAGCAUCAAGAUAACCUUUAAGGGGGACAUGGCGACCACACCCAUAAGGGUGGCAGCCACCAAGUCGGCGAGAGGGUUUACAUCGAAGAAAACUGACACGGAUUACGUGAUGGCGGAGAAGGACGGGCAGCGGGUCGAUGGAGAGGAGAUUAUCCUUUCGCCGCGAAAGCGAGGAGUGAAGAAGUUCUUAAUGAAGAGUUCGCUGGACGAGAUUUACACGGUCGAGCCACUGAGGCGGGCCCUUCGGCAACCCAUGCAUUGCUCUAUUCUGGAGUACCUGGCGGCAUCGAAGCCAUCUCGUGAUGAGUUACAGAUGAUCACGCGGAAGACUUGCAUACCUCUACCGGAGGAGGGUCAGGGGGCCCCUAAGGCGGAAGCUUCUACAGUAGCAGUAAAGGGGGUGACUGCCCGAGCGGAUCGCAUGACGACAGUCCUUCUCGAUGGAAUGGAAGGUGUGCCUCCAGACAAGUUUUAUAUACUUGGUAGCGGGGCCGUGGAGACGAUUAUAAACGAUGGAGCGGUACUCGAUACUGUGAUUGAUAACGACAGUGAGGCUGUCAUCAUAGACGAGGACCUGGCGGUACAACUUGGACUGGGCCUCGAUAGGUCAUACCUAUUCGAGAUAGAGACAGUCGAUGGGAGAAAGCAACAGAUCACUGGGGUUUGUCACAAGGCAGCCAUAGAGGUCCAAGGGAUACGAGUGACCCUGCCAGUCUUUGCAGUCAAGAACUGCAGCUCCGACCUGCUCUUGGGUAGAACGUGGCUGAGCCACGUGCAUGCGGUGACGAUAGAGCGACCUGAUGAGAGUCAAACAUUGUCCAUUAAGAAACCAGACGGGACGCGGGUAAUGAUUGAGACAGUGGAGCCUCGGGCCCGAGGAACAGAGCAAGACCCAGUGAUCAGAUUAAGUCGUUGCCUAUCUCCAGCCGCGCGGUGCGAUUUCGCGAGAAGAAAUAUGGACCACUGCUCACAGAGGAAGAAGGAGCGAGCACGUGUGAUAGAAAUUCUGAAGAGAUGUGAUAAGGCCAUAGCUUUCAGCGACGUGGAGCGCGGUAGAAUUGACCCUCGAUACGCUAAGCCAGCGAGGAUUUAUACGAUUCCACAUGUUCCUUGGAAUGACGCGGGAUGGAGAUACGCCCAGAAGGAGAAGGAAGAAGUUAUCGCUUUCUUGAAAGAAAAGAUGGUUUCCCACGUUGCGAAGCCGUCUGAUAGCGUUUAUGCUAAUCGAUGGUUCUUCCUACGAAAGCCGAAUGGCAAGAUUCGAUGGAUCCAGGACCUUCGGAAGGUCAACGCGGUGACGAUACGAGACGUGGGCUCCGUGCCACACGCCGAUUUACUGGCAGAAGGCGCAGCAGGUAGGUCGAUCUAUUCGGUCUGUGAUCUGUUCUCAGGCUAUGAUGAGGUACCGCUUGAUCCUAGGGACAGACACCUCACGGCUAUGCAUUCGCCAUUGGGACUAAUUCAAAUGAUGGUUGUCCCAAUGGGUUGGACUAAUGGGGUAACCGUUUUUAAGAGAGUCAUGGUAGCCGUCCUCAAGGACUUCAUCCCUGAUAAGGUCGAAGUUUUUCUGGAUGACUUUCCUAUUAAAGGGCUAGUAGACAGGGAUGAGACAGAGGUUGUACCUGGAGUUAGGAGAUUCGUCGAGCAGCACCUAACAGAUAUUUGCGCGGUCCUCGAGCAGCUGGACGAUGCGAAUUUAACAGUCAGCGGAACAAAGAGUCGAUGUGUCGUCUCGACUAUUAAGAUCUUGGGCUUUAUCAGUGACUCGAGAGGACGCCGAGCAGAUCCGACAAAGUUAGACAAACUCAUGAACUGACCGUCACCGUUACAUAGCCCAACCGAGG
Messenger RNA from Chara braunii, 5039 nucleotides. The record is from the annotation of a GenBank genome assembly. NCBI's taxonomy places the organism in Eukaryota, Viridiplantae, Streptophyta, Charophyceae, Charales, Characeae.